Molecule: messenger RNA, 817 nt
Organism: Suillus discolor
Lineage: Eukaryota; Fungi; Basidiomycota; Agaricomycetes; Boletales; Suillaceae
Product: casein kinase substrate phosphoprotein PP28-domain-containing protein
Exons: 7
Coding region: 57-665 (202 amino acids)
Cellular component (GO): cytosol
Molecular function (GO): RNA binding
Source: RefSeq, a predicted model, not a curated record
GAAAGCGAUUCUUCUGAUCUCUUGACUCCUCACAACAUCACACACAAGAGAAUAAGAUGGUCAGAGGCUCAGGCAAAUUUAAGACAAAGCGUGGCGGAGGGAGGAAUUUCAGCAAACACCUCGAAAUAGACGAGAACGGAACUGCUGUAUCGCUUGAUAAACGAUGGGCUCCUCGUGAUAAAGAGGGUGAGACUGACUCAGACGAAGAGAACGAAGAAGAGGAAGAGGAGGAGGAGGAGGAAGAAGAGGAAGAAGAAGAAGGGGCCGGCGGCAGUGUCGCACAGCCUGAGCUAAGUCGUGCCGAGCGAAAGGCGCUCAAGAAGAAACAAGCGGACCAGAAACAACAAGCGGAGGGAGAGAGUGACACAGAUGCAGAUCUAAUAAAUCCCAACCAUGUCGAGAAGAAGAUGAAUAUAUCUGAUCUUGGCGCACCUCGAGAGCUAACUCGUAGAGAAAGGGAGGCGAAGGAGAAACAAGAAGCCAAGGAUCGCUACUGGAAGCUACAUGUUGCUGGAAAGACCGACGAAGCAAAGUCAGAUCUCGCUCGCCUUAGAAAGAUCAAAGAGGAACGGGAGGCUGCUCAAGCCAAGAGGAAGGCUGAAGCCGAAGCAAAGGCCGCAGAGAUAGAAGCCAAGCGCAAGGCAGCCGAGAAGAAGCGUACUUGAUUUGCUCACGCUCCAAUCGUGAUAAGACACUGAUAAUUAGUCUUGUGUGGCAUUCUGUAACUCUGUAAUCAUCCUGUGAAUGCGCUAAGUAACCAGAGGGAAUUUGCACAGUGCACGCUGUGGAAGUUAUCUGGGCGACACUCAUCCAGCCA